This is a messenger RNA of Fukomys damarensis (Damara mole-rat), 3356 nucleotides long. It is a transcript of the gene Gpd2, whose product is annotated as glycerol-3-phosphate dehydrogenase 2. Gene Ontology annotation, molecular function: glycerol-3-phosphate dehydrogenase (quinone) activity; calcium ion binding. The record is from RefSeq and is a predicted model, not a curated record. NCBI's taxonomy places the organism in Eukaryota, Metazoa, Chordata, Mammalia, Rodentia, Bathyergidae. Gene Ontology annotation, cellular component: mitochondrion; glycerol-3-phosphate dehydrogenase (FAD) complex. The transcript has 17 exons. Gene Ontology annotation, biological process: glycerol-3-phosphate metabolic process. The coding region runs from base 83 to 2263 and encodes 726 amino acids.
GAGUCUGCCGUCCGCCCUGGCCGAGGAACCGGGCGCUCCCGUCCGCGGCCCCUCACGCGUGGGGCUCAUCUCAGUUUAAGAAAUGGCAUUUCACAAGGCGGUGAAAGGAACUGUUCUUGUUGGAGGAGGUGCUCUUGCCACUGUUUUAGGACUCUCUCAGUUUGCUCAUUACAGAAGGAAGCAAGUGAAUCUGGCCUAUGUGGAAGCAGCAGAGUGCUUUGAACCUGUGAACAGGGAGCCUCCUUCCAGAGAAGCUCAGCUCCUGACUUUGCGAAACACUUCAGAAUUUGAUAUCCUUGUGAUUGGAGGAGGAGCAACAGGAAGUGGCUGUGCACUUGAUGCUGUCACCAGAGGACUAAAAACAGCCCUUGUAGAAAGAGAUGAUUUCUCAUCAGGGACCAGCAGCAGAAGCACUAAAUUGAUCCAUGGUGGUGUGAGAUAUCUUCAGAAGGCCAUCAUGAAGUUGGAUAUUGAGCAGUAUAGGAUGGUAAAAGAAGCCCUUCAUGAGCGUGCCAACCUGUUAGAAAUUGCUCCCCAUUUAUCAGCCCCACUGCCUAUAAUGCUUCCAGUUUACAAGUGGUGGCAGCUACCUUACUACUGGGUAGGAAUUAAGCUGUAUGAUCUGGUUGCCGGAAGUAAUUGCCUGAAGAGCAGUUAUGUCCUCAGCAAAUCGAGAGCUCUUGAACAUUUCCCCAUGCUCCAAAAGGACAGACUGGUAGGAGCAAUUGUCUACUAUGAUGGACAACACAACGAUGCACGGAUGAACCUUGCCAUUGCUCUUACUGCUGCCAGGUAUGGGGCUGCCACAGCCAAUUACAUGGAGGUGGUGAGCUUGCUCAAGAAGACGGACCCCGAGACGGGCAGAGAGCGCGUGAGCGGGGCCCGGUGCAAAGAUGUCCUCACAGGGCAGGAAUUUGAUGUGAGAGCCAAAUGUGUUAUCAAUGCUACAGGACCUUUCACAGAUGCAGUUCGCAAAAUGGAUGAUAAGAGUGCCACAGCUAUCUGCCAGCCAAGUGCGGGGGUCCAUAUUGUGAUGCCUGGUUAUUACAGCCCCGAGAGCAUGGGACUGCUUGACCCAGCCACCAGUGAUGGGCGAGUUAUUUUUUUCUUACCCUGGCAAAAGAUGACUAUUGCUGGCACUACUGAUUCUCCAACUGACAUUACACAUCACCCUAUUCCUUCAGAAGAAGAUAUCAACUUCAUUUUGAAUGAAGUGCGUAACUACUUGAGCUGUGAUGUUGAAGUGAGAAGAGGAGAUGUCCUGGCAGCCUGGAGUGGAAUCCGACCCCUCGUUACAGAUCCGAAGUCUGCAGAUACUCAGUCCAUCUCCCGAAAUCAUGUUGUUGACAUCAGCGAGAGUGGCCUCAUCACAAUAGCUGGUGGGAAGUGGACAACUUACCGAUCUAUGGCAGAAGAUACUGUGAAUGCUGCAAUCAAGGUUCAUGAUUUGAAAGCAGGACCUAGUAGAACAGUUGGACUUUUCCUCCAAGGAGGCAAAGAUUGGAGCCCCACACUGUACAUUAGGCUUGUCCAGGAUUAUGGUCUUGAAAGUGAGGUGGCACAACAUCUUGCUGCUACUUACGGUGACAAGGCUUUUGAGGUGGCCAAAAUGGCAAGCGUGACUGGAAAAAGGUGGCCUAUUGUUGGAGUGCGACUUGUGUCAGAAUUUCCAUAUAUUGAAGCAGAGGUGAAAUAUGGGAUUAAGGAGUAUGCCUGCACUGCCGUGGACAUGAUUUCACGCCGCACUCGCCUGGCUUUUCUCAAUGUCCAGGCUGCAGAAGAAGCCCUUCCCAGGAUUGUUGAACUGAUGGGCAGAGAACUGAAUUGGGAUGAGAAGAAGAAAGAGAAAGAACUUGAAACAGCCAGAAGGUUUCUCUAUUAUGAAAUGGGCUAUAAAUCUCGAUCAGAACAGUUAACAGAUCGCUCUGAAAUCAGCCUACUGCCUUCAGACAUUGACAGGUACAAGAAGAGAUUCCAUAAGUUCGAUGCAGACCAAAAAGGCUUUAUUACCAUUGUUGAUGUUCAGCGUGUAUUAGAGAGUAUCAAUGUGCAAAUGGAUGAAAAUACAUUACAUGAAAUUCUGAAUGAAGUAGAUUUGAACAAAAAUGGACAGGUAGAACUCAAUGAGUUUUUGCAGCUGAUGAGUGCUAUUCAGAAAGGAAGGGUAUCUGGAAGCAGGCUUGCUAUACUAAUGAAAACAGCAGAAGAGAACCUCGACCGAAGAGUUCCGAUUCCCGUGGACCGUAGUUGUGGAGGAUUGUGAGUCUGACCAGUAAAUCCACAGCCAACAAAAUUAGGAACAACAAAUCACCAUGUAAUAACCAGAGAGGACUUACACCACUCUAAAAUCGUGGAUAUGGUGGCUGCCUUUUUUUUUUUUAAACACUGGAAAACAUUCCAAAAGAUUAAGAUGUUGGUAUAUUUACCAGCCUAAUGGAAACUAUUUGUAUAUACCAUCCAAUCUGGCUUCUACAAAGUGUACUUUCUCAUUUUCAGUGCACAUUGAUUUCAUAUUUUGGAUCCAUUUUGUGACCUGUUAGACUUGUUGCUCUGGCCCCUUGAUUAUUCAUGUAUUCUAAAUCAGUUCUAGAAGCCGAAUAUUUUGGCAUAAAUCGAAGAAAACAGCUGGAAACCUUUUGUGGCAUGCAUAAAACUCUGGACAUUGACUUUGUGGAUAGCAUUUUUUUUUUUUUUGGUACCAGGGAUUGAACUCCGGUCCUUGCACUUUCAAGGCAGGCCACCGAACCGCUUAGCUAAAUCCCUGGCCCUGGAUAGCAUUUCUUAAAAAGAGUGACCUAUUGAAAUGAUAGCCCCUUUCUUCCUCCAGCUUGUCUCUUCCUUUUCCAGACAGUUGCACAAUUUUAUAUCUUGAGUGUGACUGGCAAAACUGAAGAAGAAAGAAAAAGUUUAGAUCUGGUUUAGAUCUGGUUACAAGUCUCAGAGUGAGACGCUGAAAGCUUCCAGAAUCACAGGUGGAUGAUAAGGAUAGCAUUGGCAUUUACUAGGAGUUGCAGUGAUAGUUUCAUCUCAGCAGUUCAUUUUUUUCCUCAGUCACUGCUGGUUUUCUUUGACUAUUGUAGUUGCCAGGAAGAUCCUUGAUUUUCUUACUUUAAAACAAGCAUUUUAAGUGGCAAGUUGGAUGCAAUGGAAUGAGACUGUAUCUUUCCAGUUUUUGCAGUGUGAUACAUUUAAGGGUUAAGAACAUGUGUUCAUUAAAUUCACGUAUAAAAUAAUUUUCCACCCCCAAAUCCUAAAUUUGGAGCAGUUGAUAUUGUCAAAUUUGGUCUUUUUAGGUGAUUAUUUACAAACAUAAAUGAGAAUAGAAUAGAUGCUAAUUUUCAUUAUUUGUAAAAUAA